Messenger RNA from Dreissena polymorpha, 2194 nucleotides. Its product is annotated as protein unc-93 homolog A-like. The transcript has 7 exons. The record is from RefSeq and is a predicted model, not a curated record. NCBI's taxonomy places the organism in Eukaryota, Metazoa, Mollusca, Bivalvia, Myida, Dreissenidae. Bases 144 to 1613 code for a protein of 489 amino acids.
GUUAAGUAUAGGUUUGUUGAAAUUCAAACGUCGUAUGAUUAAUUAUGGUUUACUUCGACUCUUGAUACACACGUGUUUGUGAGGAUAUUGAGUAGACAAGACAAUACAAGAAACGAAAGAGCGAACCCUUCAGCUGCCCCGAAAUGGAUAAUAAAGCAUUUGACCCCAGCGGCGAGGAAACGUGCGUUAAAGAAAAACAUGGAAUAGACGAAGCGGAAUUUACAAAGAUAGAUACCAUGGAGACACGCCCUCAGUUCAAAAUGACCAAAUUUCAGAUAAUUAAAAAUCUGGUGGUCGUCAGCUUCGGCUUCCUGUUUCUGUUUACGUCCUUCCAGUCUCUCUCGAAUCUACAGAGCAGCCUCAACUCCAGCGAGGGCCUCGGGACUGCCGGUCUGUCUGUGAUUUACGGCGCGCUCGUGCUCUCGUGUAUGUUCCUGCCGCCGUUCGUCAUCGACGUUCUCGGUUGUAAGUGGACUGUAGCCCUUUCCAUGUUGACCUACAUCCUUUACAUGGUUGCCAACUUCUACGCGCGCUGGGGAACUAUCAUUCCGGCCGCCAUCAUACUCGGCAUCGGCGCAGCGCCCCUGUGGUCCGCAAAAUGCACCUACCUGACGGAAACGGGCUCCUGGUACGCGAAAAUGACCGGAACCACCGAUGAUGACGUCAUCAACAAAUUCUUCGGCGUAUUUUUCAUGAUUUUUCAGACAAGCCAAAUAUGGGGCAACCUUAUUUCCUCCUUGGUGUUUUACCGGGGCGUGACGAACAAGACUGACGUGUCACCGGAAGCUCUGCAAUUAUGUGGCGCCAACAACUGUCCGCACCACCAGUUUGCUAACAACUCCAACUUGGACCCCCCUGCCAUGGAACAGGUGUACAUGCUGUGCGGUAUAUACGUGGGAUUUGCCGUGAUCGGUUUCUUCAUUAUUGCCAUCUUGCUCGACCGCCUCACACUCACAAAGAACGACAUCCAGGAACCAGGGCGCCGGAAGUUAUCAUUCAGCCUCCUUCUCGACACCUUUCGGCACCUGGGAACCAGUCGUUAUCAGCAGCUGUUGAUCCCUUUGACCUUUUAUAGCGGCAUUGAGCAAGCAUUCAUUGCGAGUGAUUUUACUGCAUCUUACAUCCGUUGCUCCUUAGGGAUCUGGAACGUGGGCUACGUGAUGAUCUGCUACGGCGUCGUUGAUGCGGCCUGCUCCUUCCUGUUCGGGAGACUCGUGCAAUACGUGGGACACAUACCUUUCUUCAUUCUUGCGUUCCUAGUUCACCUGGGCUGUCAGAUCGCCUUCCUGUUAUGGAUGCCGGUACCCGGCCAGCUGGCGGUCUACUACAUCCUGGCGGCCCUCUGGGGUCUCGGGGACGCCGUCAUACAGACACAGAUCAACGCACUGUACGGCUACCUGUUUACAGAUAAGCCCGAGGCGGCGUUUGCCAACUACAGGCUAUGGGAGUCCGUUGGGUUUAUCUGCGCGUUUGCCUACAGCAGCCAUAUCUGCACAGACCGGAAGUUGUACAUCUGCAUCGGCACUCUGACACUAGGUAUGGUGGGAUAUGGAGCCGUCGAAAUCCUGCAUCGUCGCGGGAAACGAGGAAGCAUGGACGUGACAAAAUCCUAAAUGAACGUCAUUUUUGAACGCUGGGAUCGGACAGACAAAGUGUUUGUGCACUUGUUUAAAACAAAACAACUUAUUUCUAGACUGUAGAUGGAAAUUCGACGGUUUUUUCGCUUGUACAAAUAUUGCUUUCUAUUUUGUAAUGCGCUUUUUUAACAAAUAUUCAUCGCUUCCAUGGACACAAUAUGGUGGCAGCGGAAACUUUAUUUUUACAAUUUCAAACAAAUGUCACCAAAUAGGCUCGUUAUUUUGUUUUUGUUUUGCCUCACAAAGUUUACGCCGUCAGUUUGAUUUAUUUUCAAUGGCCAUUCUUCAAUUGAAGAAGUGAUGCCUAUAUUUUAGAUUUCUACAAUUGAUAUUUUGACAUGGAAUUCCUAUUGUGUGUCUUUUUAAUCUAAACAAUAAUUUUAGGUCACGUGCGGAGUUUCUAUCAUGUUUAUUUCGCUUUACCUAUUUAUCCUUAUCAGUGACGAGAGUUAUGCAUUAAGUCCCGAUUUCCCAAAGCGAUGCUAAUAUGAUUCUCAUGAAUCUAACCUUUUGUGAAUUCCAAACAUUUCCUGAUUAUGAAAAGCUAACACUUUGAA